Messenger RNA from Ochotona curzoniae (black-lipped pika), 5181 nucleotides. Its product is annotated as coiled-coil domain-containing protein 141-like. NCBI's taxonomy places the organism in Eukaryota, Metazoa, Chordata, Mammalia, Lagomorpha, Ochotonidae. The transcript has 27 exons. The record is from RefSeq and is a predicted model, not a curated record. Bases 622 to 5181 code for a protein of 1519 amino acids.
CACACAUGAGAAGUGUGUGAUAAGUAUUGGUUGAAAAAGAAAAUCGCAUUCAUAUGCAAUCUAAAAUAUCAAAUGCCUGUUGUGUUUUGUUUUUAGCCCAUUUGAUCCUUUCGAGGGAAACAAAUAUGAAGCAAGGAGAAAUUAGACGAGACUUCGCAUUUGCUUCAUUGAGGAUCAGCUCUCCUAGCUAGCACAAAAUCUCAGUUCUUGUGAAGAACUCCUUUAAAUGCAGUAUCACCAGACUGUGGCUCAGCAGCAGGUGUUGGUGACUUCUUUGUCCUUCCGGACCAUCAAAACAACUACUGCCUUUCAGCCGGCUUCCAUGACCUAGAGGUCAGUUAUAGCUUCAUGAUUCCCCAUGGAGGAUAUUUCACUAAAAUGCAGUUUGUAUGAAAACACCAUUUCCCAGAAGGGUAAACAGAGAAGGCAUAAUAACCUCUGCAAGCUCUCCUAUAAACUUCAAAGAGUUCGUCAGUGCGAGCUGAGCUCCUUCCCUGAAUGAAUUCAAGUAACCCUGGUGCUUGCCUUCUGCGAUGACCAGCAGAUGCAAGCCUGUGCAGCGCCUGCCUAAGGUCUGAUCUCCAGCUCUCGGGCACCCGGUCCAGCCAAGGAAGUCCCAGUAUGGAGUUUUCAACAACGACCGCCAGUUCCGUGGCUGUGCAAGCUGGAGACUCCAAAAUUGUGAUUGCUGUCUUAAAGUGUGGCAAAUUGGUACAACUUCAACUGGUUGAAUCACAGCCCAAUCUUCUAGAAAUUGGUAGCAAUCAAGAUGAAACCAAAAAACUUCUUCAUGACCAUGAACUUCUCUUGGCAAAACUUAAGGCUUUGGAAGAUCAGGUAUGGGAACUCUUACAGGAAGCAGACAAAACAGCUGAAGAGAAUAAGGAUCAGAGUCAGGUGUAUGAAGCCAUGGCCCAGACCCUGGGUGAAGCAUGGGAAGGCCUCGUAUUCAUGCUUGAAAGAAGAAGGGAACUUCUUAUGCUGACCUCUGAAUUUUUUGAAAAUGCUUUGGAGUUUGCAAUUAAAAUAGAUCAAGCUGAAGAUUUCCUCCAGAAUACUCAUGAAUUUGAAAGUACCGAGUCCCUAAAAUCUCUUCUUCAGCUCCAUGAGCAUCAUACUAAAGAACUUCUAGAAAAAUCUCUAGCACUUCUAAACAAAAGUCAACAACUCAAGGACUUUAUUGAAAAAUUCAAAUUUGGUGGUCCUAAUAUAAAUCCUGAAUUAAAUCAAGGAGCUCAAAGCAGCUGUCUGAAGAUAGACAACCUUCUUGAACUUCUACAAGACAGAAGAAGGCAACUCGACAAGUACCUGAAGCAACAGUGGCAGGAAUUGAGUCAGGUUCUGCAGAUAUGUCAGUGGGACCAACGAGAAAGCCAGGUUACUUGUUGGUUUCAGAAAACUAUAAGAGAUUUACAGGAACAAAGUCUAGGUUCAUCACUUUCAGACAAUGAAGAACUGAUCCGUAAACAUGAGGAACUGGUUAUACAAGCAAAGGAAUGGAAUCUGGCUGUGGAGAAGCUGGAGCGUGAGGCCCUGGGGAUUCUGCUGUCAAAAGACCACGUGGAGAAUGCACAUGUACAGCUCUCCAAUCAGAAACUGAAUCGGCUUCAAGAAGAAUUUGGUCGGCUCCUGGCAGAGAGGAAAACCUGGUUACAAAAGGCAAAUGAGUUUUUUAAUAGUGUUAACAAGGCAUUUGAUGUACUUGGAAGAGUUGAAGCUUACCUUAAGCUCCUUAAAGCAGAGGGUUUAAGUCUGCCUAUCUUGGCAGCAAAGCAUGAGGAAUUACACCAAGAAAUUAAAGCCUGCACGGCUGAUGCUUUGCAAAAGGGACAAGCCUUAAUCAGCCAAGUGGACUCUUGCAGCUUUCAGGUAGCCGGUGUCCGUGAGAUGGUGGGAUGCAUUCAGAGACGAGUGGAUCAUCUGACUGAACAAUAUUCUGCACACAAGGAACUUGCUCUUAAGAAACAGCAGUUAACAGCAUCGGUGGAGGACUGCCUAAGGAAGGUGGAAAUGUCAAUUCAGAAAAUUAGUCCAGUGCUUUCCAAUGCAAUGGAUAUUGGCUCUAGCCUUCCUGAAUCGGAGAAGAUUUUGACUAAAUAUCUGGAACUAAAUAGCCAAAUUAAGGAGACAUCACAUGAAUUAGAAACAGCUUUAAAAAUGAUGACAGACAAAAAUGAAUUUGAACUUGAUGGAAUGGCUUCACUUUCUUCUAACGCUAACUGGCUAAAGGAAGAAUUACACAUAUUCAGUCAAAGCAUUGUCUUCAGGUCACAACUCCUGCAAGCUUAUGUGACAUUCCUUAAGUCAUCAAAGGAGGUGGAGGAACAGUUUCAGAGCCUAAAGGAGUUUUAUCAGACUGAAAUGCCUCAAAAGGAAGAAGAUGAUGUUAACGCAAAAAACUGGUCUGAAAAGCAGUGGCAGCUAUUCUUAAAGAAGAGCUUUUUCACCCAAGACCUGGGGCUUGAGUUCCUUAACUUAAUAAAUAUGGCAAAAGAGAAUGAGAUAUUAAACAUGAAACAGGAAAUAAACAUCAUGGAGAACACUAUCGGAAACCAAAAGGCAAGAAGAGAAGAGCUGAGUCAUCAUCGGAUGGCAUGGCAACGGAAGGCCACUGAAAGCAAGCCUUUGAAACAGCAGUGGGGGGCUUUGAAAGAGAAGCUUAAAAAGACUGCACACAACCUAAAGCUCCUUGAGGAGGCACUUAUGCUUGCGUCUGCACUUGACCUUGGAGGAAGCCUCCAGACCAUUCUAGACUUACAACAAAAAUGGAAUGAGAUGAAGCCUCAGUUCCAGCAAAUGAAUGAUGAAGUACACUACCUUAUGAACGAAUCAGAAGACCUGAGUGACCGAGGAGCCCCUGUGAGAGAGAUGUCUCAACAACUGAAGGACCUUCUUCACCUGCAUCAGAAACAGAAAGAGAGAAUCCAAGAUUAUGAGCUUGUCCUGUACAAGGCAGUGCAGUUCCACCGAGUCAAGGAAAAGCUAGGACAUCUCAUCACGUCAAGAGAAGAAGAGUUUCUGGGGCAGCUGAUGGAACUGGAGGAUGCUCAUGAUGUCCAGAUUCAUCUUACCCGCUCUCAAGAGAAGCAGGCCCAUGUAGACCAUCUUUAUAAACUGGCCCUUUCCUUAGGAGCAGACAUCAUCUCAUCAGUGCAUUGGCCUAACUGCUCUAAUGUCUCAGCAAAGAAGCUGCAGCAGCAGCUGGAGGGUCUGGAAGAGGACAGCCGGACCUGGGUCAUCCGGGCUGAGGACCGGGACCGGAUGCUGGCCCGCAGCUUGCAGUACUGCAGCUUAAGAGAUGAGAUCAAUGAGCUCAAAGAAUCAUUCAAAGAUACCAAAAAGAAAUUCAACAAUUUGAAGUUUAAUUAUUCUAAGAAAAAUGAAAAAACUCGAAAUCUGAGGACUCUUAAAUACCAAAUUCAGCAAGUUGAUACAUAUGGCGAAAAAAUGCAGGUUUUGAAAAGGAAAAUAGAAAAAAUUAAUAAUAAAGCUUCUGAUUCGUUCCUCAAUUAUCCAAGUAACAAAGUUAAUGUCCUCUUGGAAACACUGAAGGAUUUGCAGAAACAUGUGGAGGACUUUGACAAAGUGGUUACGGAUUACAGAAGAAAUUUGGACCUGACAGAGCAUCUUCAAGAAAUAAUACAGGAGUGUCACUUUUGGUAUGAAGAUGCAAGUGCCACAGUUGUGAGAGUUGGGAAAUAUUCCACAGAGUGCAAGACAAAGGAAGCUGUGGAAAUUCUGCACCAGCAGUUCAAGAAGUUCAUUGCACCCUCAGUGCCACAGCAAGAGCAGAGGAUGCGGGAGGUUACUGACCUGACUCAACGCUUGUAUGGUGUGGAAGAAGGGCAGAAAUAUGCUGAGAAAAUCAUGGCAAAACAUGAAGAGGUUCUUGAAUCCAUUAAUGAAUUAUGUGGCUCACUGACAGAGCUUGAAGAAAAACUGAAGCAGGGAGAUGACUUAAAGAUGAACCUAAAUUUGGAAGAUGUCCACAAUGAUUGCAUUGACUUGUUAAAGGAACCAGCAAGAGAGAAGCAGACAAUGUUCAAAGGAGGAAAGAGUCAGGAUCAUGUGCAAGUGGCUGAUGUUUGGGCCGUGGACAACACAGGGGAAGAGAAGCUUCCACAGCACCUGGAGCAGCUGUCCUCCGCCAAAGAAGGUGGCCUCCACGGCCUCCCCCUGCCUGAGGAUGUGCCGUCGGGAGAAGAAUAUGAGUGUGUCUCGCCUGAUGACAUCUCCUUGCCCCCACUCCCGAGAAGCCCAGAGUCCCCCCUUGUGCCCUCUGACAUGGAGGUGGAGGAGCCCCAUGGCCUUCAUUCCCCCAGCCUUCCCAUCAGCAGCUGUCAGAUGCAGACAGGGGCCAGAAGUCCUGGGCAGACCCAGGAAUCUGUUCUUCCUCCACCUGCUGCUUUUGCUGAUGCAUGCAAUGAUAAGGGUGCAACAUUUUCAAGUCAUUUUGACAAGCCUGGUCCCCAGUUCAAAUCUGAGCCCCCUGUAACCUCAGGAAGAUCUCUGGAAAAGAGUGUUGCUUUGUACAAAUCCCACGCUAAGCAUCCUGAAAGCAUGCCAAGGGAAGUGCAUGAGAGGGCCUCCCAGCAGCACCCUCAGGCUCAGGGAAGUGUGGGUCAGAUGCAUGCUGAUAAUAACGGCACUAAAACCCAAGAACCAGAGCAGCUGCAUGCUGCCUCUGACACGACCUCCAGCCUCAGCUUUCAAUCCAGCUCCAGCCGGGGAUGUCAGAGGCAAGUGGUUCCCCAGGAAGAAGUUAGAAGCACAGCAGCAAAGAACCACGUGGUCAGCCUAGCUGGCCAGGCUCCUAACUUCUCCAGGCUCCUGUCUAAUGUAACUGUUGUGGAAGGUUCUCCAGUGACUUUGGAAGUUGAAGUAACAGGAUUUCCAGAGCCUACACUGACAUGGUACAAGAAGGGCCAGAAACUGUCUGCAGAUGAGCACUUGCAGGUUGUACACAAGGAGACAAGGCAUUCGGUGUUCAUUCCGAAGGUAUGCGAGGCAGAUGCAGGUCUGUAUGUGGCUCGGGCCCAAAAUUCCAGUGGAGCUCUCUCUUCCCAGGCCAUCCUCCAUGUGACAGGUAACAGCAGGCCACCCAUCACAAGGAUAAACUGGAUAACGCUCGGUGUCCUCUACCUUACUGUCUCCUUAAUACACUGGCUACUCACUCAGUAA